Messenger RNA from Papaver somniferum (opium poppy), 1529 nucleotides. RefSeq names its product ankyrin repeat and protein kinase domain-containing protein 1-like. The transcript has 12 exons. Gene Ontology annotation, molecular function: protein binding. The coding region runs from base 115 to 1371 and encodes 418 amino acids. The record is from RefSeq and is a predicted model, not a curated record. NCBI's taxonomy places the organism in Eukaryota, Viridiplantae, Streptophyta, Magnoliopsida, Ranunculales, Papaveraceae.
UGAAAAAGAAAAGCACAUUUAUAAUUUCCCCUUUUCCUAAAUAAAUCUCUCUUCACUCUUUUAAGUUCCCCCUUUCACACAGACUGCAACAAUCUCUACUCUUGAAACCCUAAAAUGGAGAGCAACCAAACUCCACAAAAACAACGAUACAUCGUUGCCAGCUCUUAUGCUCCAUCCCGAAGAUCAGCUUAUUUUGAUCUUCUGAAUUCUGCUUACACGGGGAAUCUAGAUCAGUUCAAGAUGAUAGCUUCAAGGUACGAUUGCAAAGGGGAUGGAUUAGCAAUAACGAUCGAACGUCUUAAGGAUAAACUUGGAAGAGGAUCUCUUAUUUUUGCUGCUGCUGGAGGAAGUGUUAAUGUCUGUAGAUACUUGCUUGAAGAGUUGAAUCUUGAGGUUGAUGUGAAAGAUAACCAUGGGGGAACUCCCUUAUGUUAUGGAGCUGUGAAAGGUCAUUUGAACUCUGUAGAGUUUCUUCUUGAGAAGGGUGCCAAUCCUAAUGGUUCAGAUGACCCAAAUAGUACAUUUAAUGCUCCUUUGCAGUAUGCUGUAUUGGGAGCUUUAUUUGCAGGAGAUAUAAAGAUACAGAAGUUGUUACUUUCAAAAGGUGUUCGCAUUAAUUUUGUGACUGAAUCUGGGACUCCCCUAUAUUAUGCUGCUGUUUUUGACCAGCUUGAUUCUGUUAAACUUUUGUUGGAUCACCAUGCAGAUCCUAAUGUAGUGGUGCUGGGACUGGUUACACCGCUAAUAGCGAGUAUUCUUAACGAUUCACCGCAAAUCACGGAUCUUUUACUACAGGCUGGCGCUGAUCCAAAUGCCGAAUCAAGUGGAAUUGCCCCUCUGCAAUAUGCAGUAGAUUAUGGACUAACACAAUUUAUCGUGCCAUUACUAGAGCCUGGUGCUGAUCCAAAUGCUAUGGAUAAUGAAGGGAUGACUGCAGUAGAAAUUGCUGCUAAAAGGGGUAAGAGCAAUAUUGUUGAGAUUCUAUUUCCUGUGACUUCUUGCAUUCCAACAUAUCCGAGUUGGACCAUUGGUGGACUUAUGGAGCAUGUGCAUUCUGAGGCUGCAAGAAAGAAGAAGGCGUUGGAAAUUACUCCAACAGAUGCAACUCUACUAUCCAGUAGGAGUGCAUGUUAUGCAUGUAUGCAAGAUGGACCUGAAGCAUUAAAGGAUGCAACUGAGUGCAUAUCUUUAAGGCCUGAUUGGCCAAAGGCACACUACAGGGCAGGCGUUGCGCUCAACAUUCUGAAAAGGUAUGGUGAAGCAGCAGACGCCUUCUAUAAGGGUUUGACGCUGGAUCCUGAUAGCAAAGAACUUGAAGAUGCAUUCAGGGAUGCUAAUGAAGCUAGAUUGAAGUCCGUCCUACCACCAUAGGAAGCAUAAGAAGAUGAUGAUAGUAAAUUGACAAUAUUAUCUUAACUAGAAGGCGUUUUGGUGACCAAUCUUUUGUUAUAGGCUCCUACUGAAAGGGGUUUCACUUUCCCUAACAUGUAAACCGUAGGGUUUUUUUUAUUCCACUUGGCGUUUAUGUU